AUGUUUAACUUUAGUGAUCAAAGUGCAGAUACGCAACAAUGGCAAUAUUCGAAGUAUAAAACGACGUUAUCCAAUCAACAGUCAAAUCCGGUGGUGAUUCAAACUCCGUCAACUGGAACACACGUUGAACUAGCUGAUUCCUUCAGUAAAUCAUCCCAGACCGAUUAUUUCAGAGAUACCAAUUCUUGCUCCAACUGUAGCAAUCUUCUAAUAUGCGCCGCCGAAUUCUUGACAAAAAUUGAGUUAAAUUACGGGCGACCAACAACAGUAUCAUCAAAUUUAAGCACUUCUAGUCAAUACACUCAAUCAAUUAAACAAUCACCGAAAAAUACAGGAGGACUUGCCAGGAGCUCUAUAAGAUUCUCAUUUUCAUUAUUUCUAUUCCUGUUAUUAUUUUGUUCAUUCCCAUACUGCUCCAGCUCUACUCCAUUUUAA
This is a messenger RNA of Cercopithifilaria johnstoni, 435 nucleotides long. Lineage: Eukaryota; Metazoa; Nematoda; Chromadorea; Rhabditida; Onchocercidae. The record is from the annotation of a GenBank genome assembly.